This is a messenger RNA of Ailuropoda melanoleuca (giant panda), 1416 nucleotides long. Its product is annotated as pleckstrin homology domain-containing family M member 1-like. The coding region runs from base 932 to 1399 and encodes 155 amino acids. Lineage: Eukaryota; Metazoa; Chordata; Mammalia; Carnivora; Ursidae. The record is from RefSeq and is a predicted model, not a curated record. The transcript has 3 exons.
UUUUGCUGUAUAGACACACACAUAGACGCGUGCACACAUGUGUGUGCGUGUGUAUGUGGUGCUAAGCAGUCGCGUUGUAGGAUCAUCUAAUGGCUGUGUUACGUCUGACGCUGACUAGGUCAUCAAGAAGAAGCUAGUGGGAUCGGUGAAGGCGCUGCAGAAGCAGUACGUGUCCUCGGACACGGCAGUCACCAGCGAAGAUGGAGAUGCCAAUGCCACGUGCAGUGCCCUGGAGGCCGUGUUUAUCCACGGCCUGCAUGCCAAGCACAUCCGAGCUGAGGCCGGAGGGAAAAGGAAGAAAAGUGCCCACCAGAAGCCCCUUCCUCAGCCUGUCUUCUGGCCCCUUCUGAAAGCUGUCACCCACAAACACAUCAUCUCGGAAUUGGAGCACCUGGUCUUCGUGAGCACGGACGUGGGCCGCUGUCGGGCCUGGCUGAGGCUGGCGCUCAACGACGGCCUGAUGGAGUGCUACCUGAAGCUGCUCCUCCAGGAGCCGGCCCGCCUGUGCGAGUACUACCAGCCCACAGCCCUGCUCUGAGACGCCGAGGAGGGGGAGUUCCUCCUCAGCUUCCUGCAGGGACUGACAUCCUUAUCCUUCGAGCUUUCCUACAAGUCUGCCGUCUUAAACGAGUGGACGCUUACCCCGCUGGCUCUCUCCGGCCUUUGCCCACUCUCUGAGCUCGACCCCCUCACUACCUCUGGGACAGAACUACAGCGGAAAGAGUCUCUGGAUUCAAUUUCCCAUUCCUCAGGCUCGGAGGACAUCGAAGUCCAGCACUCAGGCCACAAGAUCCGACGGAACAGGAAGCUCACGGCCUCCUCCCUCAGCCUGGACACGGCCAGUUCAUCCCAGCUGUCUUGCAGCCUAAACUCUGAUAGCUGCUUACUCCAAGAGAAUGGCUCCAAGAGUUCAGACCAUUCUGAGGAGCCCAUGUCCUAUGACUCAGACCCGGGGACAGCAAAUGCUGAGGAUUCAGACCCGUCUCUGCAAGAGGUGUUGUCGGAAUUCAGCAAAGCUCAGGUGAACUCUGUGCCAGCCAACGGACCGAGCAGACUGAGCGGAGAAGCGGAGAUUGCCACGGGGCGGGCCUCACGCUCCCUCCCCGGCCCGGAGGCCAGCAUGCCCAGCCUGUGCGAUGUGCCCGCAGAGCCCCUCCCGGCCCAGGCAUCCCCUGUGACUCAAGAGGGGAACUGCCAGCAGGAGCCGCCCGCGCAGGCAUCCGGCGCCCUGGGCUUGCAGCAGUCAGGCACUGCCCACGCUGGCCCUUCGGAAAGCGCUUCGGCCCAGCCGCCUGCCAGUCCUGUGCGAGAGAGGGCCAGGGGAGCGGCCAGCAGAAGCCCCCGGAGGAUGACGGAGCUGUGCGGAGCCUCGGGGCGUCCUCACCCACCAGUCCGGUGAGUGUGCUCUUAUGUGUU